Molecule: messenger RNA, 2314 nt
Organism: Ziziphus jujuba (common jujube)
Lineage: Eukaryota; Viridiplantae; Streptophyta; Magnoliopsida; Rosales; Rhamnaceae
Product: ATP-citrate synthase beta chain protein 1
Exons: 17
Coding region: 218-2044 (608 amino acids)
Biological process (GO): tricarboxylic acid cycle; fatty acid biosynthetic process; acetyl-CoA biosynthetic process
Cellular component (GO): cytosol
Molecular function (GO): ATP citrate synthase activity
Source: RefSeq, a predicted model, not a curated record
ACCUUCUCUCUAAUCCUCUUUCUCUCUCUCUCUCUCUCUCUCUCUCUCUCAUUCCUUUAGUUUUUGUUUUUUUUCCUAUAUAAACCCCUUCUCUCCCAACUCCGAAAUUCCAGCAUUUCAUUUCUUUUUCCCUUUCCUUUCCCCAAUCCCUCAUUGCCCACUCUUCCACCCUGCUGAUCCCCAAGGCCAGUGACCGUAUCUAACAGGUUGCCUAAAAAUGGCCACUGGACAGCUAUUCUCCCGCAAUACUCAGGCUUUAUUUUACAACUACAAGCAACUGCCAAUCCAGCGGAUGCUUGAUUUUGACUUCCUUUGUGGGAGAGAAACACCAUCAGUUGCUGGAAUCAUUAAUCCUGGUGCUGAGGGAUUUCAGAAACUCUUUUUCGGUCAAGAGGAAAUCGCCAUCCCAGUGCAUUCAACCAUCGAAGCAGCUUGUGCUGCGCAUCCCACUGCUGAUGUCUUCAUCAACUUUGCUUCAUUUAGAAGUGCUGCUGCUUCCUCCAUUGCUGCUCUGAAGCAGCCAACUAUUCGAGUUGUGGCUAUCAUUGCCGAAGGUGUACCCGAGUCAGACACCAAGCAAUUGAUUGCAUAUGCACGGGCAAACAACAAGGUUGUUAUUGGCCCAGCUACUGUUGGAGGUAUCCAAGCUGGAGCCUUUAAGAUUGGUGACACUGCUGGAACAAUUGAUAAUAUAAUUCAGUGCAAGUUGUACAGACCAGGAUCUGUUGGUUUUGUCUCCAAAUCUGGUGGCAUGUCGAAUGAAUUAUACAACACUAUUGCUCGUGUUACUGAUGGAAUUUAUGAAGGUAUUGCUAUUGGAGGUGAUGUGUUUCCAGGCUCCACUCUUUCUGAUCAUGUUUUGCGGUUUAACAAUAUCCCACAGGUUAAGAUGAUUGUAGUACUUGGGGAACUUGGUGGACGAGAUGAGUAUUCCUUAGUUGAAGCUUUGAAACAGGGGAAAGUGACCAAACCAGUGGUUGCUUGGGUUAGUGGAACUUGUGCACGGCUUUUCAAGUCUGAAGUGCAAUUUGGUCAUGCUGGGGCUAAAAGUGGUGAGGAAUUGGAGUCUGCACAGGCAAAGAAUCAAGCACUAAGAGAAGCUGGAGCUGUUGUUCCAACUUCAUAUGAAGCUUUUGAAACUGUGAUUAAGGAAGCAUUCGAGAAACUGGUUGAAGAGGGGAAGAUUACACCAGUGAAAGAAGUUAAGCCUCCUCAAAUUCCUGAAGAUCUUAACACUGCUAUUAAGAGUGGAAAAGUUAGGGCUCCAACUCAUAUCAUUUCGACCAUUUCUGAUGACAGAGGUGAGGAGCCAUGCUAUGCUGGUGUACCUAUGUCAUCCAUUGUUGAGCAGGGUUAUGGUGUGGGUGAUGUUAUAUCUCUCUUAUGGUUCAAGCGCAGCCUUCCACGUUACUGUACCCACUUUAUUGAGAUAUGCAUCAUGUUGUGUGCCGAUCAUGGUCCCUGUGUCUCUGGUGCUCACAACACUAUCGUAACAGCAAGGGCUGGAAAGGAUCUUGUUUCAAGUCUUGUCGCAGGUUUGCUUACAAUUGGUCCCCGUUUUGGUGGUGCCAUUGACGAUGCUGCUCGGUAUUUUAAGGAUGCAUAUGACAGGAGUCUAACACCUUAUGAGUUUGUUGAAAGCAUGAAAAAGAAGGGCAUUCGCGUGCCUGGAAUUGGGCACAGGAUCAAGAGAGGUGACAACAGAGAUAAGAGAGUAGAGCUGCUACAACUUUUUGCACGCACACAUUUCCCUUCAGUCAAGUACAUGGAAUAUGCAGUGCAAGUUGAAAACUACACCCUCUCGAAGGCAAACAACCUGGUCCUUAACGUUGAUGGUGCAAUUGGUUCCUUGUUCUUGGAUCUCCUUGCUGGCAGUGGAAUGUUCACCAAACAAGAAAUUGAUGAGAUCGUUGAGAUUGGCUAUCUGAAUGGACUUUUUGUGCUGGCACGCUCUAUUGGUCUGAUUGGGCACACCUUUGACCAGAAGAGAUUGAAACAGCCACUGUACCGCCACCCAUGGGAAGACGUUCUUUACACCAAGUGAUAGAGUCUAUUACAUAUUUGCUACCAAAAAAAGAAAAAGAAAAAAAAAAGAAGAAAAAAAGCGACCAGUUGUUGUGUUUGAUAGUUCUCUUGAGUCUCCAUUUUGCUGGUGAUGCUGAGAAAUGAUUGUUAUGUUCUUAGUCUAGUGUUUGUACUGCUAAUGGCAGAGUUGAGUUACGCCAUUUGUAAGUUGUACCAAAACUUCAUAAGGAGCCAAAAUCCCUUCCAUUAUUAUAAAAGCAAAAAGAUUUAUCUUUUUUCAACAAAAGAA